Pestalotiopsis fici W106-1 is the source of this 2562-nucleotide messenger RNA. RefSeq lists its product as uncharacterized. The transcript is spliced from 2 exons. Gene Ontology annotation, cellular component: microtubule organizing center. Lineage: Eukaryota; Fungi; Ascomycota; Sordariomycetes; Amphisphaeriales; Sporocadaceae. The coding region runs from base 1 to 2562 and encodes 853 amino acids. The record is from RefSeq and is a predicted model, not a curated record.
AUGAGUGAGGCGAGUCUCAGUAAUUCUGCUGGGAGCGCCCGUGACGAUGGCAUCAUGACUCGCAGCUCGUCAGUCCGAAAACAUGCUGCCGCUACAUUGCGUCCGACUCCUCCCAAUACGGACGACGAUGACUUGAAGGUCAUGGGCAUCAAGGAGAUUGAAAAGACCAUUGAAAAGUUGAAAAAGCAGAAUUGGGAUCUCAAAUUGGAACUUUACCACCGGCGGGAGCGCCAGGCCAUGCUCGAAGAACUCGCCAAAACGUCUCAAGAACGAGCAAAGAUCCUACAAGAUGAGCACGCCAGCAUUAUUGCGCAGCAAGCAGAAACAAUGCGCCUCAAUGACGACCUUGCGCAAGAGCUAGAUAAGCGUGACAAAGCCUUGUUCGAAGCUAUUGAUAUGAUUGUGGACUUGCAAACGACUGUGGCUGAGUUGGAACGAGAGAAGGCCAUGGUCCGUAUCGUUGAAGCAGACCUGCAUGGACCCGCCAUAUCAGGACAAGUCGAUAAUUUUGAUCGAAGCACGAAUGCAAGACCUUACCAGCCAAACUCAUCGGGGCUUCCUCUAACUACAGACUUCUCCAGUCGUCUUGGCGAUCCAAAGACUCUGGAGCGCAUGUCAAGCUUCCUGUCUGAGCGCGGCGAGCGUACUGCAAAUUUACGCGAUAUGAUAUUGCACAAUAAGAGCAGUUUUUUCCAUUCGCGGAAGAUAUCUGAGGCGAGCACCAUUCAGAGCGAAUUCAAUCGCAGUGUCAGUCCCGGCGUCAGCCUUCUCAGUGAAAGUUCUUUCCUAAGUGUUUAUGGCAUGAAUAAGAGAACCCCAGACCAGAUGCUUUCACCGCCCGAGCCCGAGGAACCAUUAGUGAUGCAAAGCAUCGAAACGCCGGGGCCAAGGAGAAAUACUCGCAACUUCUCUGAUGGUUCUAGAGCUUCCAGUAUCAUCACUCCUUUGGCAUGGGCAGAUUCACAGACCAAGUUUCUCGACAUUAGGUCACCAUUACAGCAGCUUGAAAGACUAGAUGGCAAACUCUCUGUUGAGGGGGGCUCGCGCCCAACAACUUCUAGCGCAGCAAGAUCGGCUCAUCCGCCAGUCUCACAGCGACAACGGGCACAAAUAAAAACAAACCAGGAAAAGAGGGACUCGCUGCGUCGAGUUGUCACAUCAUCGCCAAACGCCGACGACUUGGCGAAUGCCCACAUGCUUCCACCAACGCCAGACACUACCUCGAGCUCAAUGUUGCGCCGACACCAAAACUCGCACGAAACACUUUCUGAAAAGUCUAGUAUCACUCCCCGAGAGAGCAUCGCGCAUGAAAUCCACAUGACUCCUGUAACAGCUUUGCCUCCUCAGAUAUCAACCAGUUCUGCCCAAGGUGACUUUUCUCGCCCAUUGUCCAAGUUGGCAACAACAGAGCGUCCAAGUUUCUUGGGGGCCCCACUUCCUGAAGAAGAGGCAUCGCGUACCCAGCAACUUGUGCGGACAGCAUCUCAACGACCUCGUUCGGCUGAUGAGACGACAAUAUCUCGUCAUCUUGCGAACAGCUGGGAUUCCGACAGCGACUCUGAAGGUGGUGCUGAUGCAUAUUCUGAAGCCAACGACAUGGACUAUUGGAUACGAGAAGGCGCGAAGCCUAACCCCAAAUCCACAGCUCCUCGCUCAACUUCCCCGGAUCUCUUCAGCUUCCCUACUGAGUCUGGACGAUGGGAGACCGAUGUCAUUUUUGGCGCGAUGCGAGGCACUGGCUUUAUGGGUUCUCCAGCUCCGGGUCUCAAGCGCGACCCCAUGGACCAGCUCUCCUCAAGCCCAUUGAUUGCCCCAGAAGAUGGCGUUUACUAUCCGCCUGAACCAGAUGCACCCGAUGGAGGCAUCAGCGCCCCUCAACGUCAAUCUAGUCGUUCAGCCAGGACCAGCAGUAUGACAGGCAGCGAAAAUACGCUGGAACCAGUCAAGGCUAGAAAGGGCCCUGUCCGUUGGAGUGACUCCACACGAGGUUCUGGGCGUACGAGAAGUAGCAGCAUUGACUCUGCUGCCCUCUCAUCCUCGGUGAAUGGUCCUACCAAGUAUCUAGGCGAUGGAUCAGGCGCACUGAAAAGAACCAACCAUCCGCCUCUUGCAGGCCAGCCGGCGAGGCAGAAGAAACCCAGUACGCUCAACAGACUAUUCAGAAGAUCCCUCGGAGGCUCGCAGGACCAGGCAGAGGAAGACCAAGAACAAAGAACUCCGACGGGUCAGGCGCAUGCACGCCCACGAAGGAGUAUACACUCAGGAAGGAGUAGUGUGCCACCGCCAGCAACAACGCCUUGGCGGGCUCCUGCAGCAGUGUUAGAAUCUGACCUCACGAGCGCAACACCGCCUCCAAUUAUGAGGAGCCGCGGACAUCGUCCAGACUUCGAGCUUCACAAGAGCGGUGAUAAGCUUCAAACUCCACGAAGUUCCAGAGUGGUGUCCCCUAGUCUCCUUCACCAAGUAACAUCUGAGACGGAUAAUGAGAUGGAUACACCCCAGAGUGGGCGGCGCAAAUGGUUGAGCCUAGGGAGACGAAACAGCCUGAGAGGCCGCAAUUAG